Spirodela intermedia is the source of this 504-nucleotide messenger RNA. The record is from the annotation of a GenBank genome assembly. NCBI's taxonomy places the organism in Eukaryota, Viridiplantae, Streptophyta, Magnoliopsida, Alismatales, Araceae.
AUGGCCCCCAGGACACUGUUCGCGGUGACUGCCUCCCUAGCCAUUGUGGCGGCCGUUUUCUUCAGAGAAGCGAGCGCGCAAACAAGCGGCUGCACGGCGUCCAUCCUCAGCCUCGCUUCCUGCCUGGGAUACAUCACCGGCGUCGACCCCACGCCCUCGAGCAGCUGCUGCGGGGGGCUCGCCUCCGUCGUCAAGACAUCGCCGCUGUGCCUUUGCCAGGUCCUCAAUGGCGGGGCCUCCCAAUUCGGCGUCACAGUCAACCAGACGCAGGCCCUCCAGCUUCCCGGCGCCUGCAACGUCGAGACCCCUCCGGCGAGCAACUGCAACGGUGAGACUCCACUAAACCCACGUCUCAAGUUCAGAUUAACAAGCCCCCAGACCUGCCCAGAAAACCCAGCCGGACCCUCCUUAGUGCCUACCCAUCUCUUAACAGUGCUUUCUAACGAUCGCCUCCGUUGUUGCAGCUGCCUCAGCACCGACUACUACGACAGCCCCCUCAACUAA